ACCAUUCUCUUUGGCCAUCGUCAUCGCUUGACUUCCCUAAUAUAGUAUCUUUAUCUUCCGAUGAAGAACAACACAUGCUAGCUUCCAGUAAUCCCAAGAAACGCGCCGGCCGAAAGAAGUUUAAAGAGACGAGACAUCCUGUUUUCCGCGGAGUUCGUCUCAGGAAUUCCGGGAAGUGGGUUUGCGAAGUCCGCGAGCCUAACAAGAAAUCAAGAAUCUGGUUAGGCACUUUCGCAACAGCCGAAAUGGCAGCUCGAGCUCAUGACGUUGCUGCUUUAGCACUCAGAGGACGAUCUGCUUGCUUGAAUUUCGCUGACUCGUCAUGGCGGCUGCCGAUUCCAGCUUCCAGUGAUGCCAAAGAUAUUCAAAAGGCGGCGGGCGAAGCAGCAAAGGCAUUUGAGCCAAUAGAGAUCGAAGCAGACGAGUCGAAAAACUCGGGUGUGUCGGAAAAUGUGGUUUAUAUGGACGAAGAGGCAGUUUUUGGGAUGCCGGGAUUGUUAUCAGAUAUGGCCGAAGCAAUGCUUUUGUCUCCGCCUGCAUGCCUUGCCGAUGACAGGGAGGAGGUAGAAACAUAUGCGGCGGAUGUGUCAUUAUUAUGGAGUUUUUCCAUAUACUGGUGGCUGUUAGCUGUUGCUGAUAGCUGUAAGCUGUUGGCUGGUGUUGCAUUUUUGUCUGCAUUAAGUUCAUGGGUUAUGAUAUGCGGGUUAAUCCUAAUAAUUUCUAAGACUUUUGAGGCGAAUGUUCAUGCGCUAGCCUUUAAAACUGCUACAAUUUCUUCUUUGAAUUUUAGGAUAUGUCGACCCUUAAGUCUUAAGAGUUUCUUCGAAGAGACUUUUGUUGCUAUCAUUUUUGGCAUUAUUUCAUUUUUCUGGAUUUCUUUCUUUUUUCCGGUGGUCAUUAGACCUGAGUUAUUCGUUCCCGCCGGUUGUUUGUUCUUGGGCGUGUUAUUUUUUUAUAUAAAUAAAACCAAGAUAUGUUAUUUCAUUUAUCACAAUUCUUUCCUAAAAAUGGAUCAUUCUCUUUGGUCAUCGUCAUCGCUUGACUUCCCUAAUUUAGUUUCUUUAUCAUCCUUAAUUUCCGAUGAAGAACAACACAUAUUAGCUUCCAGUAAUCCCAAGAAACGUGCCGGCCGAAAGAAGUUUAAAGAGACAAGACAUCCUGUUUUCCGCGGAGUUCGUCUCAGGAACUCCGGGAAGUGGGUUUGCGAAGUACGAGAGCCUAACAAGAAAUCAAGAAUUUGGUUAGGCACUUUCGCAACAGCCGAAAUGGCAGCUCGAGCUCAUGACGUUGCUGCUUUAGCACUCAGAGGACGAGCUGCUUGCUUGAAUUUCGCUGACUCGUCGUGGCGGCUGCCGAUUCCAGCUUCCAGUGAUGCCAAAGAUAUUCAAAAGGCGGCAGCCGAAGCAGCAAAAGCGUUUGAGCCAAUAGAGACAGAAGCAGACGAGUCCAGAAACUCGGGUGUGUCGGAAAAUGUGGUUUAUAUGGACGAAGAGGCGGUUUUCGGAAUGCCGGGAUUGUUAACAGAUAUGGCGAAAGCGAUGCUUUUGUCUCCGCCUCCAUGCCUUGCCGAUAGCAGGGAGGAGGUAGAAACAUAUGCAGCGGAUGAGUCAUUAUGGAGUUUUUCCAUAUAAUUGCUAUAUAUUAUAAAUAUGAAUCAGAUUAAAAAACAAGCUCACUGUACAGUACUCAGUGUUUUUGAAUAGUAUGGGAAAAGUAGUUAUUUUAA
This is a messenger RNA of Mercurialis annua (annual mercury), 1726 nucleotides long. RefSeq lists its product as uncharacterized. Gene Ontology annotation, molecular function: DNA-binding transcription factor activity; DNA binding. The record is from RefSeq and is a predicted model, not a curated record. Lineage: Eukaryota; Viridiplantae; Streptophyta; Magnoliopsida; Malpighiales; Euphorbiaceae. Gene Ontology annotation, biological process: regulation of DNA-templated transcription. The transcript is spliced from 6 exons. The coding region runs from base 75 to 1631 and encodes 518 amino acids.